AUGGCUUUCGUAAAGUGCCUCGUCCUCCUUCUUUCUGUCGCUGCCUCUACCUCUGCCCUCGCCACUCCCCAUGCAGCAAGGCACUCCGUUCAUCACAGAGCCAUCGCAGCCCGCGUUGCUGAUCCCGCUCCUCUUGACGUUCUCCCCGUGCCCAUCAGGAAACGUGCAGAUACAAAGCGUUGCAAGCAGCGUGCUUCCUCCUCCACUGGCCAGGGCACCUUCUAUGCCACCGGUCUUGGCUCAUGCGGUAUCACCAACAAGGACACUGACUACAUUGCUGCUGUCUCCCAUCUCCUCUACGACCAAGGUUACGCCGGUGUAAACCCCAACAACAACCCCAUCUGUGGGAGGACAGUUACUGCGACCUACCAAGGAAAGUCUGUCACUGUUGCCGUCACUGACCGCUGCGAGGGAUGCGCUAUCACCGAUCUCGACUUUUCCCCCUCUGCGUUCAAUCAACUCGCCGACUUUUCCGUUGGACGCAUCUCCGGCAUGACCUGGACCUGGAACUAA
Molecule: messenger RNA, 513 nt
Organism: Laccaria bicolor S238N-H82
Lineage: Eukaryota; Fungi; Basidiomycota; Agaricomycetes; Agaricales; Hydnangiaceae
Product: expansin family protein
Exons: 5
Coding region: 1-513 (170 amino acids)
Source: RefSeq, a predicted model, not a curated record